Sclerotinia borealis F-4128 is the source of this 2100-nucleotide messenger RNA. The record is from the annotation of a GenBank genome assembly. NCBI's taxonomy places the organism in Eukaryota, Fungi, Ascomycota, Leotiomycetes, Helotiales, Sclerotiniaceae.
AUGGGACAUCUCGCCACCCUCGCAACGUGCAAUCUCAACCAAUGGGCUCUCGAUUUCGACGGCAAUCAAAAGCGCAUUAUCGAAAGUAUUCGACGCGCAAAGGCGGCGGGUGCAUCGUUACGUGUUGGGCCUGAACUGGAGAUCACGGGUUAUGGAUGUCAGGAUCAUUUUCUGGAAUCAGAUACGGAGUUGCACUCGUGGGAAUCUCUUGCGGAGAUCAUUGCCCAUGAGGAAUGUCAGGAUAUUUUGCUGGAUAUAGGAAUGCCGAUUCUACUGAUUCGUCCAAAACUCUCCUUGGCUUCAGAUGGGAAUUAUCGUGAGCAGAGAUGGUUUACGCCGUGGAAAGGAGAGAGGAUCGUAGAGCAGUAUUAUUUACCAAGGCUGAUCACGAAAGUGACGGGGCAACAUAAAGUUCCGAUUGGAGAUGCUGUUAUCAGUACUUACGACUCGUGCUUUGGUGCUGAGACUUGCGAGGAAUUAUUCACGCCCAGAGCACCCCAUAUAAAUAUGUCGUUGGAUGGUGUUGAGAUCUUCACCAACAGCAGCGGCAGUCAUCAUGAGCUUCGUAAGCUAAACAAUCGUUUAGAACUUAUUAAGGAAGCUACCUUGAAAGCUGGAGGCAUAUAUCUAUAUGCUAACCAGCAAGGCUGCGAUGGAGAUCGUCUUUACUAUGAUGGAUCAGCUAUGAUUCUCGUCAAUGGCAAGGUUGUCGCUCAAGCAAGUCAAUUCUCGUUAUACGAUGUGGAAGUGGUGACUGCCACUGUUGAUUUAGAAGAGGUGAGGGCUUAUCGAACCACCAGAUCACGUGCAAUGCAAGCGAGGGAAACGGCUCCAUAUGAAAGGAUCGAAGCCGGUUUGAGUCUGUCGAGUGAUGCUGAGGACGUAAAUCCCACGGUGCAACCUACCAAGGAAAUCGCAAUCAGAUAUCACGUUCCUGAGGAGGAGAUUGCACUUGGCCCAGCUUGUUUCUUAUGGGAUUAUCUUCGUCGAUCUCGCCAAGCUGGCUACUUUGUGCCACUUUCUGGUGGAAUCGAUAGCUGUGCGACUUCGGUUAUAGUUCAUUCCAUGUGUCGGAUUGUUUAUGCAGCAGUCGAGAAAGGCGAUAACCCACAGGUUUUGGAAGAUUUACUUAGAAUCGUUGGGGAAGAGGAAGAUGGCACAUGGCGUCCAUCCAACUCACAAGAUAUCGCCAAUCGCAUUUUCCAUACUGCUUAUAUGGGAUCCAAGAAUUCCUCGGCAGAAACGCGAGGUCGAGCUAAAGAUUUGGGUGAACAGAUUGGUAGUUACCAUCUCAACUUCAACAUCGAUAAUGUUGUUUCAGCCGUCACCACACUAUUCACGACGGUAACAAGUUACACGCCCAAGUACAAAAUGUAUGGAGGAACACCAGCAUCAAAUUUGGCGUUACAAAAUAUCCAAGCCAGACUUCGUAUGGUUUUGGCUUAUCUUUUUGCUCAACUCUUGCCAACAGUUCGGGGCCGAACGAAACCUGGAUCUUUAUUGGUCUUAGGCUCGGCAAAUGUUGACGAAUCACUCAGAGGCUACUUCACGAAAUACGAUUGCAGCAGUGCAGAUAUUAAUCCUAUUGGCGCCAUCUCCAAGACUGAUCUGAAGAGAUUUAUCCUUUGGGCCAGUACAGAAUUCGAAAUGCCACUUCUCCAAGAUUUCAUCGAUGCUCCACCAACCGCAGAACUUGAACCUAUCACCGAAGAUUAUGUACAGAGCGAUGAAGUUGAUAUGGGUAUGAGCUACAACGAGCUAUCCAUCUAUGGUCGUCUUCGCAAAGUAGACAAAUUAGGACCGUACGGAAUGUGGACCAAACUUUUGCAUGAAUGGGGUCAUGUUCUCUCACCACGCGAGAUAUAUGAGAAAACUAGAUGGUUCUUUUGGUGCUAUUCUACUAAUCGUCAUAAGAUGACUACGCUCACGCCAAGUUAUCAUGCUGAGCAGUAUUCACCCGACGACAAUCGAUACGAUCUAAGACCAUUCCUAUAUCCUAGCUUCUCGUUUGCUUAUCGAAAAAUCGAGAAGGCAUUAAGUGCUAUGGGAGUAGCUGCGGAUAAGAAACCUGAAGUGGAUGGUGAGAAAAAGAACGAGUAA